Messenger RNA from Haliotis rufescens (red abalone), 2078 nucleotides. RefSeq lists its product as uncharacterized. The coding region runs from base 152 to 1999 and encodes 615 amino acids. The record is from RefSeq and is a predicted model, not a curated record. Lineage: Eukaryota; Metazoa; Mollusca; Gastropoda; Lepetellida; Haliotidae. The transcript is spliced from 3 exons.
UUGAAGCAUAUAAGGCUCAACGUCAGCCCAGGUGGGACGGAACACCAGCCCCAUACAAACAGGACAUAACACGAUACUGACACACGAAGGUAGAACUUCCAGACAUAACACGAUACUGACACACGAAGGUAGGACUUCCAGCUGGGUGAACAUGUUGCUAUCCACUGUGCUUGCACUCUGUUCCCUGUCAUGCGUGUUGGGAUACACAGUGACCAUUUACCCAGAGUACCUAGUACAGGGAGGAAGAACCAACUUCGACCCUGACAGGUGGAAUGGUAAAAUGGGGCUGGAUAACCCCAGUAUUUUACCCUACGUGAAGAAAACUGGAGCUCGCACUGGAAGAUGGCUCAAUGCAGAUUUAGGCUAUUUUGACAAGGUGACGGAGGAUCCAAAACGAAAGGGGUACCCCGAUCCCACCUUCUUCCAAAACAAGCAGCUACAACACAAUCUGGUUGAGAAAUAUCUCGAUAAUUUGAAUAGAUAUGGAAAACACAGACCAAUUAUGCUUGAACUGAAAGGUUACCAAUGGCCCUAUUGGAUGGACACAUCUGCACAUAAAGGGCAUUUUCCAAGCAAUCUUGAUGCUGCAGCAGAAACCAUAUCUCUGUUCGUCCAGGCCAUACACAACGGUACAAACGGCACCGACCCUCCGUAUUUUGAACCAAUCAAUGAGCCAAACACACUGUGGAAGCUGGAUGUCAAUUGGACAACUGUAGUGAAUGUAUUCGAGCUCGUUGCCAAGAAGGUAAAAGCCAUAUACCCCAAAUUACAAAUAGGUGGACCUGCCUUUACUGGUGGAAUAACUACAAUGGACAAACAGGACUUUCGUCAAUGGAGCAUGAUGACACAAUUCAUGAACAUGUCUCUUGGCCUACUGGACUUUUUUUCAUUCCAUCCUUUCAAUCACUUCGUCGUUCAGGGGAACAGGCAUCACUUCUGGGGCCCGAAUGAAGCUAGGCUGGUUGGAACCGUGGACAUGGUGGAAACAUAUGCUCAUAUGAUGACAGGGAAAGACAUUCCAAUCAUAUUCUCAGCUCAUGGUUUAGCAGAAGUCACAGGCAUCGAUGUUCAGAAACCAUCGACCUUUCUGGACUGGGCCUACAUCAACCUUCACAAUUCGAAUAUAUUCACCUUUCUUGAGCUUCGAUACGUGGUUCAGAGAGCCGUGUCCUUCCUUCUCAACUACACCGAUCGGAAAGGCCAAGAAAGCAUCAACUACAGCAUCCUGGACAAACAUAACAACGAGAGAGACAUCGCUCUGGCCUUCCAUCUGUGGGAGAACCUCACCAGCACUAUGAAGUUUCUCAGAGCCGAGAGUCAGUUCCACCAAGCUGAGCGGCAAAUACAGAGCCAUGUCCUUGUGGAGCCAACUACCAACAUGCUUACCAUUCUGCUACACAACUAUGACACAGUUCAAGCUGAUGUCAAGCUAGCCUUUGACAAAGGAUGGGUAACCUUGACCCAAGGGACAUCAACCUGUUUGUAUCUCAACAACAGAAAGGCCACUCAACUGGAUAAGGAAGUACCUAUUCAUGUCCACAGAAGUCAGGUGACUGUCCCUCCAGAAGCCACAUGCUUCCUACAGUUUCCCACAGGCUACACGUUCACUCACGUUCCCUCGGUGUACGAAAGUGUGCAUUAUGGAGACAACAUGUUGGUUACAAUUGACAGCUCAAAGAAAACAGCUCACAUGAACAUCGUGCUCAACAGCAAUGAUCUUCACCACAUUAUGGUAGCUAAACUUCGCAUUUCAGUAAGUUUUAUAGAUCAUGCUGCCAACUUUAUCCCGGCUUCAAUUACUAUUAAUGGAAUCACGCUGCACUCGUUCUACAUACUACACAACCCGAGCAACAAUGACACCGAUAGUCUCUGGGCAACAAUAGAGUAUCAUGUUCCAACUACAAUUCUCAAGAAGAAUGCCAAUGCUGUCAGGAUGACCUUUGCUCAGGACAAAGGCCGGGUAGCUGCAAUCGCUCUGUCACUGAGGAAAGGCCAAUGAAUAUCCAGUCAGAGGCCUUAAUAUCUGAAAUCAGACCAGGCCAUAACGAAUCAGUUUCAAUAAAAGAUAUUUCCAAAAA